This is a messenger RNA of Phalaenopsis equestris, 1131 nucleotides long. RefSeq lists its product as uncharacterized. The coding region runs from base 156 to 1028 and encodes 290 amino acids. The record is from RefSeq and is a predicted model, not a curated record. The transcript is spliced from 7 exons. NCBI's taxonomy places the organism in Eukaryota, Viridiplantae, Streptophyta, Magnoliopsida, Asparagales, Orchidaceae.
UGCUAAAAUAAAAAUAACCUGUCCUCCGCUGUCGCGUCAAUGGGUACUUCUCAUGUGGAGAAGGCGCCCAAGCCGGAACCCUCGUCUUCCCUCCUAAAAUGAGUUUUAUCGCCCGAGUUAUGUAGCUCCAUAAGAGCAAGUUUCCGACGUAAGCAAUGGAGAAUCCCUUCAGUCUCAAAUUUGGUCAGGUCUUCACAGGCUUUGGAGUCGGUUGCGGGAUUGGAGUCGGCGUCGGUCGUCCGAUAUACUUUGGGGCAAUACCAGUUUUGCAGCCAGUUCUCAGUGCUACAAGUGGCGCCACAGAUGCUCUAUCUGGUGUUGUGAGACAUGCCAACGAUUCUCUGAAAAAGAUAGGAAUGAAAGGAAUUGAAGCAGGCAUUGGGUGUGGGGUUGGCAUAGGACAUGGUUUUGGAGUUGGCAUUGCUUUGAAGCCAUGGGUUUUUCAACAAAUUCAGACUUCUAUUACCGAAUCAGUAAUGAAGAUCAUGAUGAAUAUGGGAAUAGCACCAAACCUGUCUUCGGUCAAGAACUUCAUUCCUGUCUCCACUCAGAGUGGUAUUUUGACUAGCAACAUUCAAACUUUUUCAAGUGGUCCCUUAGAUCCAUCUAGAACUAUGCAAAACACAUUUCAACACUCAAGAAGUGUUGGAAGUAUCCAUAGAGAAAUUGACUCUAAUAUUUCUGGGCAAAAAGACAAUUUCUCAAGCACACUACCGGGGAGCCGCACUGAAAAGGUCGUCGACAAUUUCUUGCAGAGUUCUGCUUUCAAAAAUGAAGCUGAAGCGGAGCUGAUUGAAGGGGCUCGGAAUUUGCGUACAGAGAAUAAUUUGCUUCAACUGUUGCUGAAGCAUCAAGAAAUGAUUGAAAGGUUAGCGGAUCAGAAUCAAAAGUUGCACAAGGUACUCAUUGAAGAUCUGAAAAUUCCACCUGACAAACUCGAAACCAACAGUGGUACACAUUCGGGCGUUAUAUAUCCUUGUAUUGACUGUUUUGAGUGUCGCAGAAGAAGAAGAAAAAUGAAGACGUAGCGCAGAUUUGUAGAAAUGAUUGAAGUUCUUUUUGUUUUAUUAUUAUUAUUAUUAUUAUUAUUUACUUUUCUCCAGCAGUUUUCUAAUUUGUUCAUUUAACAUA